AUGUGUCGCGUGGUCUGUGUUCUAAUCAUUUUUGUGUCCGUGUUCUGUGGACACCAGGCAGUAAAUGCUGCCGUAACUGGAACAGCAGUAAGGCUUGAUUGCUUCGCCGAGAUGAACGAGGUGAGAGAAGCUGCGGGACUCGCUGCGUUUGGGAACGCAACUGUUGAUGGACAAGUACUGCCAGAACACCCUGGUCAGGAAACAGGAAGAACAGCUGAAAGUUUGUGGAACGAAAUCUGCCAAGAAAUUGCCGACAGCGAAGGUACUGAGGCUCAGCAGUUAAAGGGAACAUUCGCUUACCACCCCAACGGAAAAGACUGCAAGGCGGCAGUGCAGUACUGGAAGGACGGAUUUUCACUCUUCAAAAAUGAGCUACCCCCAACGUACACAGCUCCCGAAAACCCUGCGGUGUACACCGAAAAAGCCAUUUCCUUUGUGGCCCUCUAUAACCCUCAGCCGAAGCCUGUAGCCAGCUGCGCCCUAGUCACCUGCACACAAGCAGGCGAGUUUGCUGCCCUACGAAUGUUAAAAAGCCACGAAGGGCCCUCGACAAGAAGACUUCAAGGUGAAGAGGAUUCUACUACUGCCGUUAUCUGCUUGACGAACCCGGUGGCGGAAGAGGUGUGGCAGAAGAUUGUCCAAGCUAUAGUUGGUACUGAGGAGAGCAACGGGGUUUCGCCAGUCAGGCCAUCAUUGGAAGUUGGGUUCAUAAUGAUGCUUUUUGCCUAUGGUCUUUUUUAA
Messenger RNA from Eimeria necatrix, 741 nucleotides. Its product is annotated as SAG family member. The transcript has 4 exons. Bases 1 to 741 code for a protein of 246 amino acids. The record is from RefSeq and is a predicted model, not a curated record. NCBI's taxonomy places the organism in Eukaryota, Apicomplexa, Conoidasida, Eucoccidiorida, Eimeriidae.